CGCAGUUCGCAGCAAAAUCUGUUGACUCGCUAGGUAUGCGUUGAAACGUGUGCAACUCCUCCGCUUGCCAGGGGCAGUAUACGUUCGCCAUUUGUGAAUUGUUCGUGUUUGCAGUAAUAAACUGAAGUCGAAUACUUUGAAGUGAGUGUACGAGAGUUGAAAAUAUUCUACAACAAGAACUGAACCUGAUCAUAAGAGCCCUCAAGGUGCAAAAGGUGUCAAAAACUAUCGCCAUAAACAAAGCAAAGAUCUUUCUAUCGUAGUUUUUUAUUUGCUUUUGUGUGUUUGUGGCUGCACAAGUCUGGGUGUGUGCGAGUGGAUGGAUGGGAGGAAGUGCUCAUUAAAAAAUAGUAUUCCGCAAGAUAAUUAUUUGAUUCUAUCAUUUGAAGGGUGUAAGCUGAAGCAACGCCAAAGGAAAAGAGAAAAGUUUCGUGUAUGAUACAGUGAAUUGAAAGCAAAUCGAAAAUGUGUUGCAAAAGUAUGCUAAAAGCUAGCGGCAGAUGAUGGUUCGAGCGAAAAGAGCAUGCUAAUGGUAGCGCACAGAAGCAACGUUACGUCCGUUACGGCGGCGUAACGGAAGAUGCGCUUUAGUUUCGCAAACAUCUUUCGACCCGUGCGUCUCUGCCGUCUACGUGUAUGUGUACUUAUGCGUCCAUGUGUAGAAGUGUGUAAUAUGAUGUGUGGCAAGUGUGUGUAAGUGUGUGUUGGUAAAGGAAGAAUCCAAUAGUGUGGUGUGUGUGUAUGGGUGAGCUGUGCUGUGCGCGCACACAUUCUUCCAGUGUCGUCCUGUCAACCUGUUUUGACGUUGAUUCGCCGCUAUCGCCGCUUGGCUGCGGCCGGCAGUGGUAUAUUUUUCCGGUCAAAGGAACCGCCGGAGUUUUCGCUUAGUGUGUGUGUGCGUGCGCGCGUGUGCGAUAGUGAAGGCGUGCAGUGAAAAACAUUUUCCAUUGCGCUGCAAUACGAAAACAGAGAAAACGAUUGAAAAGGAGCCGUCUGCCGGUCGUUGAAAAGGAUCUUGGCAAGGAUAGUUUCGCCGCCUGUCCUUCCUCAGUAAUGCUGUGUUUGUCUUGCAAUCAACUCGACUCGUAUGUGUUUUGGUGUAGUGUUGGCAUGCAUUGAAUGGACUCUUCUCACCGGUGCGUGACAAGCCUUCGAUUUGCGAGUACUGCAAAGUUUCAAGGCCUCUUACCCGCAAAAUCGAGUUAGGACGGUUGAACAUCAUCAUCGUAUGCUUUACGCGAAUGAUUUAUCGUGCACGUCCAUUAUCCGUCGUGGAUAACAACGCAGAACUUGUUAAUGUAGCACCUAUCACGGUCAACAGAAACCCCCGGCACCCGCCAUAGCCCUUGGCAAAAUCUAAACAAAUGCUCAACAUUGAAGGUUUGGUGACCGUUCCACAGUAGCAGAUUGCUCGGCCUUGUUUUCGUCCCAGUGUGCGAGUGAAAAUGGCACGCAGAGAAGAUGACCCCAUCUCUGGCUUUUGCAACGUCACAGCAGCCCUGAGCCUUACCGAUAACGAUUGUGUGGCUACAGGAGGCUUGUUCGCCGACAGAUGCCGGACGAGUAAUUAUAGUCACCGUCAGCACGACCGCACGAAAGUAGCUUAUUCUUCAGCACACCGGAUCGCCGCUGUCGCAUUUCCAUCGGGUUUGAUCGUGUUGGGAGCACAGCAUUGUGACACACCGUUUUCCAGCAACUUCUGCUAUACUUCAAGCUUUGGUGCGAGGGAUAUGUGAACCUGCGAGUUAAAAAAAAGUGUGAUAAUGUGUGAUUUGUUAUCCAUUGACUGAAAUACUCUUCGUCUACCGGUAAAAAGUAAAGUAACACAUGCAAAGAAGAGCGCAAUCUAUAUGCAGCAAAGACUUGUUUGAAGUAAUAAUGAGUAAAACGCAAUACUCUCUGGAAGUUCUAGAAAGAGGGCAUUUUCCAUGUGCACAAGUGAAAGAUAAGGUUCGUGGAUAUUAAGUGAUAUCGGCAAGGAAGAUAAGCGUAGGUGCAUUGACGACAUUGCUAUCACGAGCACACAGCUGCGUUAAUGUGCCAGUAGUACAUAGUCGAAUAGUAAAGUAAUUAAGUGCUGAUACUGUGUAGAUGUGCGAAUAGCCACACCCCACAGUCAUCUGGAUGAGCAAAGGUGUAUAUGAUAGUGUACCGUAAAGCUGGGUAUUCUGAAACUGUGUAACUAGUGGACCAAGAUACCUGUAACUGUUUUCCAAAAUGUCGUUCCUAAACAACUUGAAGAAGGUGUUCCACCUGGGCAGCGGAGAGGCGAAGAAGAAGCGCAUCUUCAACAACAUCCGCAUGGACACAGAUCCGGCCGAUUUCUGGGACAUGAUCGGUGAGCUGGGCGAUGGUGCGUUUGGCAAGGUGUACAAGGCACAAAACAGGGAGACGAAACAGCUGGCUGCGGCUAAGAUGUGCACACUGGAGGAUGAGGAAAAUCUGAGCGAUCACAUGGUUGAGAUUGACAUCCUGUCCGAAAUUAAGCAUCCAAACAUUGUCGGUUUGUAUGAAGCAUUCUCGAUCGACGACAAGCUGUGGAUGCUGAUAGAAUAUUGUGAUGGUGGUGCCUUAGAUAGUAUUAUGGUGGAGCUGGAGAAACCACUCACCGAGGCGCAGAUUGCUUACGUAUGCAAGCACAUGUGCGCCGGACUGAACCAUUUACACAAGAACAAGGUGAUACACCGGGACUUGAAGGCCGGCAACGUGCUGCUGACAAUGGACGGUGGCGUUAAACUGGCGGAUUUCGGCGUUUCGGCCAAGAACAAGCACACGAUGCAAAAGCACGACACGUUUAUCGGGACGCCCUACUGGAUGGCACCGGAGCUGGUGCUGUGCGAAACGUUCCGGGACAAUCCGUACGACUUCAAGGUCGACAUUUGGUCGCUCGGUAUAACGCUGAUCGAGUUUGCUCAGAUGGAACCACCGAACAGUGAAAUGUCUCCGAUGCGAGUGCUGCUCAAGAUACAGAAAAGUGAACCACCCAAGCUGGAUCAACCAUCGAAGUGGUCGAAACACUUUAACGACUUUCUAGCGCGCGCGCUCGUAAAGGAUCCACAGCAAAGACCGUCGACGGAGGUGCUGAUGGGAUUGUCGUUUAUUAGUGGUAAUCUAGACUCGAAGCCUAUCAAAGAUCUGCUGCUCGAGUACAAGGCGGACGUGGUAGAGGAGGAACUGGUGGACGAGGAAGCGGAGAAGGCUAAACGACAAGCGAAGCGCAGAUCGCUCUAUCAGAGGGAACCCCGCAAUUCUGCUCUUCCGCUCGACUUGGAUGAUGAUUCUUCUUCCCUACAGAGUCAAGAAACUGAUAAGCUUCCAGAUACACCCACGUCCCUUUCGAAAUCAUCCAGAGAUUCGAAAGAGUCUACUCCCGUUCCCACCACCGAAGAUGAUCCCAGCAAAUCGAAGAUUGGGCCGGCGCCGACUACUGUCGGAGCGCCAGGUUCAGCAGGCGCGGCACCGCUGGAGGCACCGCCGCCUAGUGUAGAUACAAAAACGGAAAUGAAAAAAUCCCAACCAGCGCCUUCACCCGCGCCACCGCCGGUCGUUGCUUCGCCGGUCAGUGCAGAGGGCACACAAGAAACAACCAUCAAAACAUCGUCCUCCUCAUCGAACAUCAGUGGGGGAGCGGUUAACGUUCCCACGCCGGUGUUACCCGUGCCUAAAGAAACUGUCCCUGAACAACCAUCCACGGGAGAGCUACAUGCAGAACCACCGGGUGGAGGCAAUGAGCAGAGAAAAAUCGCGGCUGCAGGUGGUACAUCCAGCACUGCCGCCGUCAAGAAAGGACCUGCACCUCCACCACCGCAAACGCCAACUUCUCCCACGGGACGACAAACUUCGGCGAAGCUCACAAUCGGUGGUUCCGUGGCAAAGGAUGUCGUGCCGCCAACGCCACCAGAAACGCCACAAACACCGCCGGCGGGUGAACCGCCAGCAAAGGCUCUCGAUCGACCGGAUGCAACGGGACUAGGCGGUACAAUGCCACCACCGCCUCCGGCACUGAUGCGAAUGGGAAGCAGUGGUGUGAUUGAAGAGCAGACGAAGUCUCCCCGCAAGGAACAUGCACCGACGCCACCGUCCGAUAAAGAGAGCCCCAAGGCAUCGACGCCGCCGGGUGCAAAGCCGACGAUAAAUGUUCACGAGCAUCCUUCGUCGCCGAAGACAAAUCAAGCCUUCGCUAUGUCUAGUACUAAUAAUGUUGCCAUUCCGAGGGCGGUGCAUCCGCCUUCAUCCCUGGUAGAGGAGGGAGGAGUUGACGAGGGAGUUAAAAUGAUUACCACCACCUCAACGCCCUCAACAGUACGCAAUCAGUUGCCUCAUCAUGCCACCUUGAUGAAUACCUCCUCAUCCUCCUCAACGACAUCCAUCACCAUCAACGAUGCGGCUGUGCUGUCCGAUCCUUCCAACAGUUUGGCAAGCAACGUGGCGCAGGUGACGGUCGUCACGAGCCAUCCACCGGUAAUAAUUGAUAAUUCAAUUCCAUUGCCACCGGCAGCGGUUGCAGCAGCCUCUUCUGGUACUUCAUCGUCUGCAUCCUCGACGAAGUCGUUCGGUUCGUCUCAGCUACGGCGUUCGCGUGUCAUAUCUCCACCGGGUACCGGAGCCCACGAUGAGGUGGUUAUCGUGUCGAAUGAGCUAAACAAAACGCACGUUAACGAAUCGUCGACCGAUGACGACUUUCAGUCGCUGGACAGUCUAGAGAACGUUUCACCGCGGCACCAUCCUAUUCGAACACCUUCACAGUCGGCCGCAGGUGGGCGAGCGAUUGCACGAAAGCUGGACGAAAGCGAGGUGCUUAUCGUCAGCUCGGGAUAUGAUGAUCGCCACGAAGUGCUUCUCGUGGAUGAUACAAACGCUAGCUCACCCGAUCGGGAUGUGGAUGCGUACGGCGAUGGGGAUGUGUUCAACGCUAGCGGACACAAUCUACUAAACAACAGCAGCAAGUUGUUGCUGGACACUAGUCAUGUAUCGGUGGUGACGGUUGGCGAGGAGGAGAUCAAGGUGAAGGACUCCUCGCAACAUCAUCCGCAGCUGAUCAACAAUCCGCAUGCGUCGUCACCGCAUCAUUAUCACCACGACUCCACCAGUGAUUUGUCCAACGUUAGCUGUGGUCCGAGCGAAUCGAGUGAUGACGUCAAGGUGGAUAUUGUGGUCGGCGGGCGGCAGCAGCCAUCUCAUCAGCAGCAGCAGCAUCCACAGCAACGAUCGCCAUCCGGUUCCUCGAUUUCGCUGCCAAGCCAAACGGGUAAAGGUGGUGCUAGUGGUGGAGGAAUUAUCAAUGGCAAUAGAUAUAAUGGUGGCAGUGAAUUCCAUCAGAGUCGUGAGGAUGUCAGUAUCAUUGUGAAUAAGCGCAAGAUAGAAAAGUCUCGGAUUUCACCAGACAGUAGCGUCGGUUCGCUCGAAGGCGGUGGUUCGGUACGUUCCGCCAGUACGCCUAUUCAUCAGAACCAUCAGCAGCAUGGUAGUGCCGCUGGUGGCAUGGUGAUCGGUGGUAAUCAUCAUCAGCGGACGGGUAGCAGUGGAACGACUCCAUUAGCAGUAUCAGCGAAGCAUCAUCUGUACGAUCGAAGCGAUGCGGAUAGCAUUGCAACCACCACUAGUCACGAUAGUCGCGAGCAUGCAUCGGUAGAGCUGGAAGAAGAAGUAACACUCCGACGAAAGCCAAUGCCCUCACUAGACCUCGACGACGAUAAGGUACCUGUCUUGGCAGCUGGGGCGACUUCGUCCGGAUCAUCGACCUUGGUCAGUAGCAGUGCCGGUGGCAAUGCUCCGGCAACAGCCACGGCUGGAACUCCCGGUGCUGCUGGUGGUGUGGCCGCUGCUGCUGGAACAGGAGCAGCCGCAGCCGGUGGCAACGGUACGGCCGGCAUUCGGCAGAAAGCCAACCGCAAUAUUAGCAAGGAGGAAUUGCACCUACAAAAUCUGAAAAAGAAAACGCGAAAACGAACGCGCAAAUUUGAGAUCGAUGGGGUACAAGUAACGACCACAACCAGCAAGGUGAUCUACAGCGAUGAGGAUAACAACAAGCUGUACGACGAUCAUCUGUUCCGCAAGCAGGAGCUGCGCGAGCUCAAGAUGCUGCAGAAGCAGGAGAAGAAACAGUUCUAUGACCUGCAGGGUAAAGAAGCGAUCGCCAAAGAGCAGCAGGAGAAGAAGUUCGAGCAGGAACGGCUACAGCUAGAGCGUACGUUCGAGGCCGACAUGGACGUGCUAGCCCGUCAGCACCGGCAGACGGUGGAGAAGUUUGAACAGCAGCAGGAAGCGGAAUUGCGCAACACGUCCAAAAAGAUCCGAGCCGAACAGGAGCGAGACCUGAAACUAUUCCGAGACAGCUUGAAACAGGAGAUACGAUUGUUAAAGCAGGAGGUGGAUCUACUGCCGAAGGAAAAACGAAAAGAUGAAUUCCGUAAGCGGAAAACGCAGAUGGAGUUCGAACACGAGGAACGUGAAAAGUCGUUUCUAUCGUCGCUAUCGGAAAAUCACGAACUUGCUCUGCGGCGGAUUAGUGAAAUCUACCGCGAAAAGCUGUCCGCUACCGACAAGGGUUAUCUGCAGCAAAAGCAAACGGCGAUGAGAACCCGGGAAGCGAUGCUGUGGGAGCUGGAGGAAAAACAUAUCCACGAUAAGCAUCAACUGGCGAAGCGUCAUGUGAAGGACAUUUGUUUCAUGCAACGGCAUCAAAUGAUUAUUCGGCACGAGAAGGAAUUAGAUCAAAUCAAACGCAUGAUCACCCGGAAAGAAGAGGAACUGUUGAAACGACAGACGAUCGAACGGCGAGCACUGCCAAAGAGAAUACGCGCAGAGCGAAAGGCUCGCGAUAUGAUGUUCCGUGAGUCGUUACGCAUUUCUAUGACCACUGAUCCGGAGGUAGAGCGGGACAAGCUGAAAAAGUUCCAAGAGCAAGAGAAGAAGCGAUAUAACCAAGAGCAAUUGCGAUUUGAAACCAAGCACAGUAAGCAACUUGAAGAACUUAGAGCUACCUCAGAAGGAUCUAUUAGGGAACUGGAGCAGCUGCAAAACGAAAAACGUAAACAACUGCUUGAACAUGAAACAGCAAAACUUCGCGAAUGUGACGAAGCGUUGCAGAAGGAGUUACGUGAAUGGAAGGCGCAGCUCAUGCCCCGCAAACAGCGUCUCGAGGAAACGUUUGCCCAGCAGCUGGAAGAGAUGGAACAGUUGUACGGCAACAGCCUGGUACCGAUGCCACCGCAAUCCCCGCAAUCGCACGACCCGCACCACCCGCACGUCCACCAUCACCAUCUGCUGCAGGUCGGAGGGUCGACGAGGAGCAGCAUUUCUUCAUAUUCCGAUGGAUUGGGCGCAUGACAGGGGGCGGCGGGCUUCAGGGCACGGUACAACAGUAUCAGCGGCAGCGGAACCGGAAUGAGCGGCGGUGGUGCCGGUGCGAGCAGCAGCAACAGCAGCAUCGGCCACAGCAGCUACCGGAACAGCAGCAGCUAGUAGUGUGGUCGAUCGAGGAGGGCAACUGUUUGCUGCAUCUCUGCUAAUGCAAGCGAUAAGCGUUGCCCAAACAUUCCUUCGAAAGAGUGUCCCCAGAAGUUCUGCCAACCUAAUAUAAACGCGAGAGCGUUAGGAGAUAGGCGCCCUAUGAAUGCGAAAGGCGAGAUUCAAUAAGGUAGUUUUUUUUAAACAAAAAAUAAUGUAGCAAUCAUGCAAAAGCAGCGCCAGCAAAAACAGUAGCUAAUUAUUGUGCGCGUGCGCGCUGAACUAUUGUACAAUCUAACCAACCCUAAUAUCAAAACUUCACUGAAGCCACAAAUAGGAUGAAGCUACGUCUCGUGAGUAGCACAGAUUCAUAAAAGCAAUGUGUUGUAGAAGCGAUACGGUUUGAGAGCGAAAGCGGGGAAGGAGGAGAGAAUAAUUUAGGUCGUAACGUACCUACAAUAGUUGUAUUAUAUGGAAGAUUGCUUUACACAAAUAUUGCACAUAAUUCCCCGCUGCUCUUUAACUGGAACUCGUUCAGGUAGAAAAAAAAAGAAGUACGAAAGACUAGCGAAGUAGAAGUUUUUGUUACACGGUGUACAUUUUUAUUGGUUAGUGUUAGUAUCAUUAUUUCAAUCGCUUAAUUUGUCACAUAUGGCCGUACAUUUGAACGCUUAUUGUGGCAUAGAUAGAACAGCAAAAAGGGAAAGCUCCCGCCAGAAGAAGACCGCCAAGAGUUGCAUCUACCAAAACUGUAAUUUAAUUGUACCGCAAGCUGGAAUAAUGCCACUAGUGUUGUGUGUGUACAGGAUAAGCGUAAAGCUCAAUUUUUCACCGCCGCGCGAUCGAGCGAUCACGAGACAUAGCUUAGCAAGUUAUCGCAUGUGUUAGAGAUUGUUUCUUCCUGUAUUAGUGUGUAUACAAUAAUAUUACACCGCAACGAACAUGCUGACGUUGUUGUUUGCCAAAACCGUUUUUAAUACUUUUAACCAAGUAGUGCAGUGUCUAUUGUUUAUAACGUAUAUUUCUCCCUAACCGCAACAGCGGAACGUGCGUAUUGUGAGACCCUUCAUAAUCGCCCCAUAAUCGUGACUAUUUCGCCGGGUUGCGUUUAUGCGAUUUCUUCUUCCAGUAGCAGUUAAGGAUGAUGCGUAGAAGAAGCUGAUCGAGAUACGAUAGAAAGUUUGCAAAGAACAAUGCUACAGCUUACGUUUAGCCUAGAAGCUGUGUUGCAGUGAAUUCUUUUGAUUCAUCGCAUCUCACAUAUCUAGCAUUGGUUGUUUAUCUUCUUCUUAAUUAAUAAAUAGGUUGUGUAUCAUAAUUUCGUUACAAAAUAUUGGCAGCGAUCCCAUUCAUUUUUAUUUGCCGGGGAGAAACACUGGCUCUUCCCAAGCUACUGCGCCCCAAGAUUUUGGUGCGAUCGCGAGAUCGUUAUGAUGUGUAAACAUGUAUCUAAUUUUAAUGUAAAACAUAUUUUUGCAUUGUUGUGAAUCAUUUACUUGUUUGCCGCCGCUUUCACGGUCCAGUGGGUGGUUGGUGGUGUACGCAAUAAAUGUUCUUUAUGAUGUAGAUCCUUGUAUAGUCGCAGCUAUCUUGGUAAUGUGUUCUGUGUGAACAUAAGCUGUUUCUGUUAUGUCUCCUACCCUGAAUUGUAAAGUCUUUCACGUGUGUACAACCCAUGUAUCGAGCAAAGAUGUUUAAUUCUGUUACAUGGGCAAACAUCAUUGCUCGUCCCAACUUCCGUUACAAUUUAGUGAACCAUUUUGUGGGUAUUUCAUUUUACCAUUUUAAGUAGCCUAUACUCUGUUGUACAAAAUGGUAUACAGACACAUCCACACACAUACACACUCACCUCCUUCAGGAUGAUAACGAACUACAGUGGUGUACAGUAGCCAGGUCAGGAAAGGAAUCGUAGAAUAGUCAUAAACCUAAUCAAAAUAUUGCCGCACGCCCAGGCCAAGCAAACUGCAGCAAACACACACACACACACACACUCAGACACAGGUGUGCGCUUCUGGCCAUAAGGCAAACGAUAUAAUUCGCCACUUUCUUCCACACGCUGUGUAGUCGCGGGUGGUGUGGAAAGCCAAGAUUUGAACUAAGUGAUACAACCGAAUGGAGGAUGUUUUCUUUCUCGUGAUUCUAGACACGUAUGAAUAUAUAUUGACGCAAAGGCAAGGAAGCGAAAUUUAACAAAUACAUUUAUUUAGAUAGUUUCAGUAUAGGAAUGGUUAGAGCAGCAAGAAAACACAUUUCACAGAAGUAAAGUAUGAUGUGCAGUGAAGAGAGGAAACAGAGUGAAGACGCACACGUGUGCUGUAUUGUGCACCAAGUGCUGAGGCGUGAGAUGGCAAUGAAAGGGUAAUUAUAUUGUAAUUUGCAGGUUAGAUAUCGAUUCAGAAUUAUAAUAAAAUUUCUUAUUUUUACUCUAA
This is a messenger RNA of Anopheles arabiensis, 9878 nucleotides long. RefSeq names its product serine/threonine-protein kinase 10 (gene Slik). The record is from RefSeq and is a predicted model, not a curated record. Gene Ontology annotation, biological process: protein phosphorylation. Gene Ontology annotation, molecular function: protein serine/threonine kinase activity; ATP binding. The transcript has 15 exons. Bases 2218 to 7329 code for a protein of 1703 amino acids. Lineage: Eukaryota; Metazoa; Arthropoda; Insecta; Diptera; Culicidae.